Messenger RNA from Oncorhynchus mykiss (rainbow trout), 766 nucleotides. RefSeq names its product MLLT11 transcription factor 7 cofactor (gene mllt11). Gene Ontology annotation, cellular component: cytosol; nucleoplasm. Gene Ontology annotation, biological process: positive regulation of DNA-templated transcription; positive regulation of release of cytochrome c from mitochondria; positive regulation of mitochondrial depolarization. Lineage: Eukaryota; Metazoa; Chordata; Actinopteri; Salmoniformes; Salmonidae. The record is from RefSeq and is a predicted model, not a curated record.
UUACAGCGUCGCCACAGCACUCGCACGAGCGUACGUUUUUUUUUUAAUUAUAACCCAGUGGAGCGUACCCAGCGACAAACAAAGAGGAGCCUUGUCAGCCAAGAUUUCUCAAGAAUUUACCAACAGGUUUAAAUGAGCAACAAGGAUUGACCUAAAUCUGCAUCUCAAGAAAAAACUACUUGAUCCUGUGCCCAUUUGUUCUUAUGUAAUGGCAUAGACUUCUCUUAACCUGAACUCUGCUAUGGGAGAAAGCCAGUCAAGACAAAACGUUCUCCUAACCAUGGCAUCUACAGUAUAGGGGCCCUUUGGAAUAAAGACAAAAUAUCAGGUAAAAAUGCUGGUGAAAUCAAACAGCGAGUAUGACUCCUUCCUCUACUGGAGACAGCCCAUCUCAGCCCCGGACCUGUCCGAGCUGGAAGACCUGGGUGUGACCAACAGCAAGCCAACCAAGAAGAGCAAGAAGGCCACCAAGAAACAGAAUGCUGCCUUAGCCAAGCCAAGGAAGCAGCAAGAGGCACAGGAGGCUGAAUUGUCAGAGUACACCACCUUCAACUACUGGAGAGAGCCUAUCCCCAGCAUCGACCUCCUCGACUUCAACCUGCUUCUGUGAGAACCAUCCCCAUCUCAGCCUCCCAGUCAUAAGACCCUCCCUCUCCUCACACGGACCCUAUCUGGAUAAACAUGGAUUUUGUUAAGUUUCUGGUCCCAAGAAGAAGUACUGAAUCUGUAUUAGUCUGUACUGUGCAUUUUUGUUUAGGAUCCCGCC